CUGCGUCCCUCUGCGGUGUCCUGUAAGUCUGCUGUCCAUUUUCAUGAACUAACACCAAAGAUCUGGAGAUUUUUCUAGUCAAGACGAAAGUGUGUGUGAAGGUAUCGAUCGUGUAUCAGUUCCUCCAUUUUCCUCUUCUACUAUGGGUGUGGCAGACAAACUGUGUGAUGAGCUGUACCGUUGGAUUGAAGAGCAGGAGAAAUGUGCAGAUCAUCUCAUGGCUUUGGCCAAUGAGCUGGAGAACAUGAGGGAGGUGAUUACUGCAGGCCAGUUUGUGGGAAACACAGCAACUGUGGUUGGGUCUGCCGCUCUAGUUGGAUCAGGCAUUGCAACACUUCUGACUGGAGGCCUGGCUGCACCCUUAGUGGCACUAGCAGCUGGGAUCACAGCUGGAGUGGGUACUGCAACUAGUUUUACAUGUUCGAUUGUGGAGAAAUGGAACUCCAGUAGUACAAUGAAAAAGGCAGAGGAGACUGGUGAUCAAAUCAAACAGAUUCAGAACAAUAUUAAAAUGCUCCAGAAGAAACUCCAGGAGGAGUGUGAGAGUCAAGGAUUUAAAGCAUCAUUCUCAGAUGACGUGCAGUGUGAAAUCACAGUGAGAAUCCUGAAAGCCAUGGCCAAACGGAGUGGUAGAGAUGUGCUCCUCAGUUGUCUAAGGUCCCUCUUGAAAAGUGAUGGCAUGGCUACAGAUAUGAAGGGUUUAAUCUACACACAUGAAGAAAUUAAUUCUCCAGACACUUCCAGAUUCUUCUGCACUGUCGGUUCUUUGCUACUACUCCUUGGAUAUGUGGAAAUCUCAAAAUACUACCAUAAAACAGCAGCAAAAAUAGAAGGAACGGCAUGUUCUUCACUGAUAAAUGUGGGAAAGGGAGCAGGACAGGGAGCAGUCCAGGGAACAGUCCAGGUCACAGCGGGAAUCCUUGGGCUGAUAUUCACAGUUCCUGAUCUGGCUAAGAACUGUGAAGAACUGAUUGAAAAUAAACAUCAGACUGAAGCUAGCACAUUUUUGAAGACAAAAGCUAAUGAAAUCCGUGAGGCUGUGAAAAAAUUAAAAAAACAAUUGAAAGAAUUACAAGAGAUGCUCAAACAAAUCCCUGAAAUUGAGUGGCACAUUGAUUUGGCUCAGGAGAUGUUUGGAUCUCAAAUAUACACACGAGGCACCAUAUGUAUAGAGUAUAAACAGACCCAAAAGCAGGAUAUGAAGAGGUUUACACGGAGGUUUAUUCUCCUUUGCACAAACAACAUAGGAGUAACUGAGUAUGGUGGUUCCACAUGUAAAGACAAAUCAGGUGGCAACAAAAGACAGAAGAAGAAGGCUACUUCAACUGAAGACAGGAAGCUUAAACCACAGUGGAAACCUGCUUUUCAGAGCGAACCACCACAAAAGUCUAAAACAAAAGUAAAGGAAUUAAGGCUCCGCCUCCCUAAAAUACUCAUGUCUAAUGUGCGUUCUCUUUCAAACAAAAAAGAAGAGCUCAAAGAACUUAUGGAAGAUGUGGAAAACUUUAACAGUGAUCUGAUGUUCUUCACAGAGACAUGGUUUAAUAGCAACUCACAGAUGAAUCCCUUCAAGAUACAUAUGUUAUACCGAUUUGAUCGUGAUCGACGGCUUACUGGGAAAAGUAGAGGAGGGGGACUGAUGAUGCUUGUGAAAGAGGCCUGGGCGACUGAUGUGAAGGUGGAAAACAUCAUGAUUACUCCAGAUUAUGAGUUAAUGGUUGUGUCCAUUAUACCACAUGACCACCCUGCGGAUGCUCCACCACUUAUCUUCAUCCAUGUGUAUGUCCCAGGACCUAAUUUUACUCAAGCUGCCAUUGACAUCGCUGGUUUUUACUAUGAUGCUGUGGAGAUGAAUCCUGGUGCUCCUGUUUUCUUGUUGGGCGAUUUCAACCGGAUUGACUUCACAGGUCUCUUGGACCUGGACCAAUAUGUCUCAUGCCCAACCAGAUACAAUAAAAUCCUAGAUAAGUGCUAUGGGAAUUUGCCCGAUGCUUAUCAAUCUGAAUGCAGACCCCCGCUUGGCAAGUCAGACCACAAUGUCAUUAAAUUAAAUCCUAAAAACUCUUCUGAAAAGAAAGAUUGUAAGCAUGAACAUAACAAACCCAGACAGUAAUGAGAGGCUGCGCAACAGUUGUAGUUCUGUAUUGUUUUUAUGUAGCACCAUGGUCCUGGAGGAACGUUGUUUCAUGUACUGUAACAGUAUAUGAUAGCUUGUUUUGUCCUGUAGAUGUAGGUGGCAUCUAACUAUUUACUGAGUAUAAAAAAUCAAUGAGAAAAAGAAGAGAAGACUAUAGUUGGAACUGGUCUGAAUACUGACACAAUGAGGAACAACAUGAGGAACAAACUUCUCCUUUGAAUGAAGAAAAAUAAACAAAGGAAACUGUUGCUUAAUAUGCUUAAGCUAUGUGACUUAAAAAGAAGAAAUGCUACCACCUUGCUUGUCUACAAUUUUAAACAAACAAAUAGCUACUCAAAAGAUAUUGAUCACUGAAGCUUACCAUUACUGUACCUGUAAAUGUGUUGAUUGCAUUGAAAGGACCAGGACUCAUCAAAACACAAAAUGUGCACGGGGCAGUCUGGCUGUGAAUGGUACCUUUCAUUAUUCACUGAAGAGGAAAAUAGGAGAAGAUUCACAAGCUCUGGGGUGGUGGACGUCCACUGAAGAAUCCUCUAUAUCCAAGUGCAAGAUAAAACUUGAGGUGAAGAGGAAAUCUGUUAAUUCAAGGAAAUGCUGUAUAUAUUUAAAUCCCCGGGAAGAAUGGUUCAGUGGGUUCACUGUAAAUCAUUCGCCUUCUUGAACUCUUUUAAUCUACUUUUACUUGAUACUGAUAAACAGACACCAAUCAGUAUCUAACUUUGAGUGCAAUCCAAAUCAUAAACUAUAGCCUAUUAUGUAAAACAUUGAGUGUAUAUAUUUUACACUGUGUUAAGACUUUGUUAACACUCUAGUAUCAGGACCAAUUCACACUGUUAUCUACCUUUUUAUUAGCAUGCAUAUUAGCAUAUUAGCUGUUUAUUAGUAAUUAUAAAGCACAUUUUCUGCAUGACCAUAUUCUAUAUCCUUAAUCCUACCAUAUACCUAAACUUAACAACUACCUUACUAACUUUCAACUACUAACUAUUAAGACUUCUAAUUUAACUAAUUAACAAAUAUAUAAUCACUAAGCAAUCUUUAUGUAAUCAUGCAUGCUACAGUAUGUAGACUAAUCAUGUUAGGCCACAAGACAUUCAAAGAGGGUGAGUAACAUCCUCAAAUCUGUGUAAAAGGACAAGUAUAUACAAUAAAUGUACUCAAAACA
This is a messenger RNA of Labeo rohita (rohu), 3299 nucleotides long. RefSeq lists its product as uncharacterized. The record is from RefSeq and is a predicted model, not a curated record. The coding region runs from base 143 to 2113 and encodes 656 amino acids. The transcript has 4 exons. Gene Ontology annotation, biological process: lipoprotein metabolic process; lipid transport. NCBI's taxonomy places the organism in Eukaryota, Metazoa, Chordata, Actinopteri, Cypriniformes, Cyprinidae. Gene Ontology annotation, cellular component: extracellular region. Gene Ontology annotation, molecular function: catalytic activity; lipid binding.